AUGCCGCAAAUACAGAAAAUGGCUCCUGCAUUCAAAGGUACCGCCGUUAUUAAGGGUGUGUUUCGCGAUAUCAGCUUGGUCGAUUAUCGCGGCAAAUAUUUAGUGCUAUUUUUCUAUCCCAUGGAUUUUACAUUUGUCUGCCCCACCGAGAUUGUAGCAUUUUCGGAUCGUAUCGUUGAAUUUCGCAACAUUGGAUGUGAAGUGGUCGCGUGCUCUACUGAUAGCCAAUAUACUCACUUGGCUUGGGUUAACACGCCACGUCGCCAGGGCGGCUUGGGUGAAAUGGAUAUACCAUUAAUGGCCGACAAGUCAAUGAAAAUUACACGGGACUAUGAUAUAUUGGAUGAAGAGACUGGAAUACCGUACCGUGCCCUAUUCAUUAUUGAUAGGAAUCAAUUGUUACGUCAAAUCACUAUCAACGACAUUCAUGUGGGACGCAGUGUCGAUGAGACAUUGCGCUUGGUGCAGGCAUUUCAAUUUACCGACGAACAUGGCGAAGUCUGCCCGGCAAAUUGGAAGCCCGGACAAAAAACAAUGGUUGCCGAUCCCCGUAAAGCAAAAGAAUACUUUGCAAUCGCUUCCUAA
Messenger RNA from Glossina fuscipes, 585 nucleotides. Its product is annotated as peroxiredoxin 1-like. Gene Ontology annotation, molecular function: thioredoxin peroxidase activity. NCBI's taxonomy places the organism in Eukaryota, Metazoa, Arthropoda, Insecta, Diptera, Glossinidae. Gene Ontology annotation, biological process: hydrogen peroxide catabolic process; response to oxidative stress; removal of superoxide radicals. Gene Ontology annotation, cellular component: cytosol. Bases 1 to 585 code for a protein of 194 amino acids. The record is from RefSeq and is a predicted model, not a curated record. The transcript has a single exon.